Hipposideros armiger (great roundleaf bat) is the source of this 1082-nucleotide messenger RNA. It is a transcript of the gene EGFL8, whose product is annotated as EGF like domain multiple 8. Gene Ontology annotation, molecular function: signaling receptor binding; calcium ion binding. The transcript has 9 exons. Gene Ontology annotation, biological process: anatomical structure development. The record is from RefSeq and is a predicted model, not a curated record. Gene Ontology annotation, cellular component: extracellular region; cell surface. NCBI's taxonomy places the organism in Eukaryota, Metazoa, Chordata, Mammalia, Chiroptera, Hipposideridae. Bases 106 to 990 code for a protein of 294 amino acids.
CCCUUGCAGCUGCCCUGCCUGCCCACCAGUCUGACCUGCUGCUGCUGAGGCUGGUUGGCCUGGAGUCUCUGCGAGAGAGAAAAAGCCGACAGUCGAGUCAGAAACAUGGGGCCCAGGGCUGAGCUGUGUACUCUCUUAGGCGGACUGUCAGUCUUCCUCCUACUGAUGCCAGGCGAAGGUUCCAAGGGUGGAUCCCUUAAAGAGAGUCAAGGGGUCUGCUCCAAGCAGACUCUGGUGGUCCCGCUCCGUUACAACGAGUCCUACAGCCAACCGGUAUAUAAGCCCUACCUGACCCUGUGUGCUGGAAGGCGCAUCUGCAGCACCUACAGGACCACUUACCGCGUGGCGUGGCGGGAGGUUAGGAAGGAGGUGCUGCAGACCCACGCCGUGUGCUGCCAGGGCUGGAAAAAGCGGCAUCCCGGGGCGCUCACCUGUGAUGAAGCCAUCUGCGCCAAACCCUGCCUGAACGGAGGCGUCUGCAGUCGCCCGGACCAGUGCAAGUGCGGCCCCGGCUGGGGUGGGAAGCACUGUCACGUGGAUGUGGAUGAAUGUAGGACUGGCGUCACCCUCUGUUCGCACCAUUGUCUCAACACGGCAGGCAGCUUCACCUGUGGCUGCCCCCACGGUCUGGUGCUGGGCCUGGACGGACGCACCUGCACGGAGGGGUCCUCGGAGGCCCCAACUAGUGCUAGCAUCCUUAGCGUGGCGGUUCGGGAAGCGGAACAGGGUGAGCGCGCCCUGAGGCGAGAGAUUCGUGAACUGCGCAGGCGCCUUGAGCGGCUGGAGCAGUGGGUUGGGCAGGCCGGGGCCUGGGUCCGAGCGGUGCUGCCUAUGCCACCGGAAGAGCUGCAGCCGGAACAGAUGGCAGAGCUGUGGGGCCGGGGCGACAGGAUAGAGUCUCUCAGCGACCAGGUGCUGCUGCUGGAGGAGAGGCUAGGCGCCUGCUCCUGUGAAGACAAUAGCCUGGGUCCAGGCCUCAGUGGACAAUGAGGAGGAACCUGUGCAGAGCCCCUGCACCCUAAUUUAUACAGAAACUGGACCCACUAAUGCUUUGGGAUUCGCCAGCUGGGGAGCUGCAGAUA